This is a messenger RNA of Fonsecaea erecta, 768 nucleotides long. RefSeq lists its product as hypothetical. Gene Ontology annotation, biological process: peptidyl-proline hydroxylation to 4-hydroxy-L-proline. Lineage: Eukaryota; Fungi; Ascomycota; Eurotiomycetes; Chaetothyriales; Herpotrichiellaceae. The record is from RefSeq and is a predicted model, not a curated record. Gene Ontology annotation, molecular function: iron ion binding; procollagen-proline 4-dioxygenase activity; L-ascorbic acid binding. Gene Ontology annotation, cellular component: endoplasmic reticulum. The transcript has 2 exons. Bases 1 to 768 code for a protein of 255 amino acids.
AUGACACCAGCUGGGAAGUUGUCUCUUGUACUAAUACCUGCUCUAGCGGUCGUUCUCGGUGUCGCCCACUUGUAUCUUGACUGGAACUUCCUGCUUUUCAAGCAAAGCAACGACGGACCCCAUGCCAAGGGACCGAAGACCUACCUGCUAUCAGAGGAUCCCUUAGUGGUGUACAUACAAGACUUCAUCACGCCCCAAGAGGCAACCCAUCUGGUCCAGCUCGCCGAGCCCCGAUUCAAGCCCUCCGUACUUUGGACGGAUAAAGGCAAAGUCCACAGAGACUCGGCCUACCGAUCCUCCAUGACGGCCAAGCUGCCCCGGGACAAGACCGUUCAACAGAUCGAGGAUCGCGCACGGAGCUUCCCUUUCUACGAGGCUGUUGGCGACUUCCAGCCCCUGGUGGUGCAGAACUACGGCAUAGCAGGACAGUAUCGCGACCAUUAUGACUGGUACGGCGACGCCAGCGCGGUCGGCGGCAAUGUGGUCUCGACUUUCUUCGUGUAUAUCCACGCAAAUUGUACCGGAGGAGGGACAAACUUCCCACGACUGCCGCCGCCGCCGGAGGAGGAAGAGUGGUGGUGCCAGUUCAUCGAUUGUGACCGGCCCAUCGAUGACGGCGUCACCUUCAAGCCGAUCCAAGGGAAUGCCGUAUACUGGAACAAUCUCCGUGGCGACGGCAGGGGGAACCCGCAAACCUUGCACGCAGGAAUGCCUGUGACUUCGGGGAACAAGAUGGGGUUGAACAUGUGGACGUGGCAGUCCGUUUGA